AUGGGAGAGGAUCAAUGUCAGUCGAUCUCCGUAGACGAACGCGUGGAUUGCCUUCAGAUGCACCAGGACCCGUGCGAAUCAGCAGGUUGCUGCUGGGGCCCGGUGGAGAGACCUUCAGGAGCAAAUCCACCCUGGUGUUUUUACAAGGAUCGAAAGAUGCUCAAUUGCACCCUGGGCGCAGAUCCCAAGCGUCCUUUUUCAGAUGCUGAGCUGGACCAGGUGAUGAAGCUCUUCGAGCUGAAUCUGGAUGUGCAGGGCACUGGUCAGGUCGUUGCCUCGCCUGAUCACAACACUGGGCCUGGAGGAGAUUACUACUUUGCAUGGGCCAGGGAUGGGGCGUUGAGUAUGAAUGCCUACCUUCAAACCAAGCCCUUCCCACAGUCGGAUGAGAAGAUGGAGAAAUGGAUCCAGUCGCUGGAGAAGGCGCAACAUGAGAGCGAUCCCAAUGGCAUCAACGUGCUGGUUGAGCCUAAGUUCCUGAUCCCCGAGGGCACGCCUUUCACGGGCGCCUGGUGUCGUCCACAAAACGACGCUCCCGGGCUUCGGGCCAUCACCGCCAUGUCCUACGCGGCCAAGAAACCCAGCGUGAACGAAAGGGUUUGGAGCCUCGUGAAGCAGAACUUGGAUUGGGUAGUGGCCAACUAUUCCAGCUCCACUUGCGACCUUUGGGAGGAGGUUCGUUCGGAGGAUUUCUUCUGGAACCGCUACAGCAUGCGCAAGGCCUUGCUGAUGGGCUCUGACUUUGCGAAAACCGUUGGCAAAGAUCAAGGAAGAGCCCAUCAAUACCAACAAGCAGCCCAGGCGGUCACUCAGAUGUUGUCUCAGCAUGUCAUCAAUGACUAUGUCAUCGAGUCGAACAAUCGUCAGAAGGACACUGCGGUUAUCGAAGCCUUCAAUGUGGGCGACAUGGAGGAUGGCUUGUUUGCACCCUUGAGCAAGGAGGCCGUCACCACCCUGGCGGGCCUGAGUCAAUUGUACUGCAGGAGCUUCGCUAUCAAUCAGCAGGCGGCCCAAAGUGGUGUACCCGGAGUGCUGUUUGGGCGUUACGAGGGGGACAGCUACGACGGCGGAAAUCCCUGGGUCCUGCUGACGGCCUCCGCAGCCACGUUGCUGUACCGCCAAGCGCUGCAGGCGACGAAGAUGCCUCCAACAGGGGAGGUGGCACAGAUCUUGGGAAAUCUGCUGGGGCGAACGCCCAGUGCGCAGAACUUGCUUGGAGCUGGUGAUGCAGUGAUGCUAUUGAUGAAGAAAUACCUGGUCAACGGCAUGCACAUGAACGAGCAGAUUGAUCGCAAUACUGGCAAGAUGACAUCUGCCCAAGAUUUGACUUGGAACUAUGCCAACGUCUCCUUGGCUGAGUCGGCACUGAUCAACCCUUGGAAAUUCCCUGUGACACUGUUGGGCCCCCGCAAGUCACAACACCGGGAGGAACCAGCUGCGAAUUUGUUGCGACCGCGUCGCGAAGCCCCGUGCAGUGGCAACAAAUGUGCCAUCGAUGGGGAGGCCAUGUUUCCCAAUGGUUUGCCCUCGGUGGACCCUAACCGGCCCUUGCAGUCUCAACGACGCCUACAAGAGGCCAUGGGCUCUGCCAAAGGAGCAGUCAGUGCUGCGGCUGUGGUUGGCUUGAAGGAAUUGCGUCCAGGCGAAGUGCCCAAAGCUGCAUUAAGCCGUAGAUCCUCGCCGCUUGAGGCCCAACGCGAAACGAAAUCCGGCGCCGUGAGUUUCAAGAAACUGGAGAGCGACUUCGGUCGCAAGGCUGCCAGCAUGUUGGCCGCCGCAGUGGAUCCGCGGAAGGACCUGGUGAGACAACAGCGGUCCCGCUUCGAGAGCGCGGCCGAGCUGGAGCAUUCGGCCAAGCGCAUGCGGCGCCUCAACGAGUUGGAGCAGAUGGAUGCAGCGCAGGAGCAGAUGGAGGAACUGAAAAAGAUGAAGGUGCGAGCGUAUCGGUGCAAGACCUGUUACACGACCUUCGACUCGGAGCGGCAGCGUUUGCGAUGCCAGGAAGAGGGCCAUGUGGUGGUCCAAGUUGAAGCCACCAAGACGCGCUGGGAAUGCGCCAGCUGUAAAUUCAGUGAGGAGGUGUUGGACCGGCAGCUACCGGGUUGCUGCCGUCGCUGCAGGGGAGAGACCUGGAAACAGGUUCCUCUGCGCAAGCUCCGUCGCAGCGCGCCCAUGGAGAAGGACAUGUUGCUUCCGCGUGGAGAAGAGCUUCCCUUCCUCAACUCCAUCCCAGAGAUGGCAGGACGUCGUGGAUGGCAAAAGGAAGCAGUGGAUGACUAUGAAGGGCUGUGA
Molecule: messenger RNA, 2292 nt
Organism: Cladocopium goreaui
Lineage: Eukaryota; Dinophyceae; Suessiales; Symbiodiniaceae
Source: the annotation of a GenBank genome assembly